Molecule: messenger RNA, 1540 nt
Organism: Drosophila hydei
Lineage: Eukaryota; Metazoa; Arthropoda; Insecta; Diptera; Drosophilidae
Product: TATA-box-binding protein-like
Exons: 1
Coding region: 306-1430 (374 amino acids)
Biological process (GO): DNA-templated transcription initiation
Molecular function (GO): general transcription initiation factor activity; DNA binding
Source: RefSeq, a predicted model, not a curated record
UGUGUCGAGCUGCAUUUGCCUCCUCUGUCGUGGGCUGCUCUCUGUGCACCUGUGUCCAGACUCUGCCUCACAGACUCUUUAGCCAUCAUCUCAUGAUCAUUGUACAAUUUCUUCAUUAAGGUCUCUUCUUUUCGCAACUUUAAUGGGAUUUUAGUUUAUGUGCUAAGUAGGCGAGGCAAGGCGAGGCGAGGCGAGAAUUCUAUAUUCGAUAGCACGGUCAAUCGAUUAGAUAGCAUUGGGCUCAUUAUAAAAAUCAGACGACAACUGGAAACUGUCAGUGAGCAAAUCGAAAAUAAUUGUGAGAAAUGUUUGAGAGCAUUGAAAAUAAAGAGACAAAGGCGCCAGCUUCAACAGUUGAAGAAAAAGUCGAGGCUGCGGCUGGGAAAUGCAACACCAACAGCGCCAGCACCAUCACCACCACGUCCACCAGCACCACCAAUGCGCCUCCACCGUCCGAGCUGGAUAUUGUGAUCAAUAAUGUCGUGUGCUCCUUUAGCGUGCACUGCCAUCUGAAGCUGCGAGAGAUUGCGCUGCACGGCUCCAAUGUGGAGUAUCGUCGAGAGAAUGGCAUGGUGACGAUGCGUUUGCGUCGUCCUUAUACAACGGCUUCGAUAUGGUCGUCCGGGCGCAUUACCUGCACGGGCGCCAUCUCUGAGCCGCAGGCCAAGGUGGCGGCGCGUCGUUACGCUCGCAGCUUGGGCAAACUGGGAUUUCCGGUGCGUUUCCAACAGUUUCGCAUUGUCAACGUGCUCGGCACGUGCAGCAUGCCCUGGCCGAUACGCAUCGUCAACUUCUCGGAGCGGCAUCGUGAUAAUGCCAGCUACGAGCCGGAAUUGCACCCGGGCGUCACAUUCAAAAUGCAAGAGCUGAAGGCCACUCUGAAGAUCUUCUCGACGGGCAGCAUCACGGUGACAGCGGCUAGUGUGAAUGCCGUCGAGUCGGCCAUACAGCGCCUGUAUCCGUUGGUGCAUGAAUUUCGCACUCGGCCCAUGGCCGAGACUGUGGAGACCGAGAGCAAAGCCAAGCCGAAGAUACCGAAUCUUAUUAAACGUCCAGUGCCAGUGACCUUCAAUGCCAUCUCCAUGCCCAUGCCCAUGCCCAUGCUGAACGUGAAGCCCGGACUGAGGCGUGAGCAGCCGACGCCGCCGCCGAAAAAUACGCCCAGCGAGAAUAUUUGUGGCAAUGCGCGCCGUCGUGCCACCGAGUGUUGGGCCAGCAAGUUGCAAAAGAAGCGUCCGCGCUUCAACGAUGCCGGCUCCAUGGCCAUCAUCAAUGCCGGCAAUUUGGCCCGUUCUGUGAGUGGCAACAAGCUGAGUCGAAAGACAUCCAACGAUCUGGACGAGAAGUGUACAAUACAGAACGAAGAGUCGGAUCAGUUGGACAGCUACCCAGUGGACGAUAUCGAUGAUGACGACGAUAAGCAUUGGUAACCCCUGCUCCAUCGAUGCAAGCCAGAAGGCUUCUUCAACAUCUCACUUUCAACUGGAAAGCUGUUAUAAAUACUUCAAGAAAACUAAUAAAUAGUCCUAUGUUUGCUUUC